CGCGUCUAAAAACGUGGCAGCUGGAUUGCUGUUGAACCAGCGCACUCUUGAAGUUACCACCUCGCGCCAUGAGCCCUGCGUUGCCAUCGUCCAGCGCGUACAUGCCCCCGUUCCACCUCGCGAUCGCCGUCCACGAUCUCCCGCUCGCCACAGCAUUUUACAAAGAUGCGCUCGGCUGCACGGACGGCGCGUCGUCCAAGUACUGGCAGAUGCUCAACAUGUACGGCCACCAACUGGUGCUCCACGAUGCGGGCCCUACCUACCGGGCGCUAGAGAUCGUCAAUGAGCACGACGACGUGCCCAUGCCCCACUUUGGCUUGUGCUUGACCGUGCCCGUGUUCCACGCGCUCUGUGCCCGGGUCGCGUCACACAAGGGCGUCCAGAUCGUACACAAGCCCCACGUGCGGUACGCUGGUCGUCCCGGGGAGCAGUGGAAGAUCUUUUUUCGCGAUCCGAGUGGCAACAACCUCGAGUUCAAGGCGUACGUCCACCCCGAAGCGAUGUUUACCGCUUACAGCGAGACGUAAAUCCAUCUGAAUUUUAUAUAUUCUUUUGAUUUGUGUCGA
Molecule: messenger RNA, 566 nt
Organism: Saprolegnia diclina VS20
Lineage: Eukaryota; Oomycota; Saprolegniomycetes; Saprolegniales; Saprolegniaceae
Exons: 4
Coding region: 69-527 (152 amino acids)
Source: RefSeq, a predicted model, not a curated record